Molecule: messenger RNA, 837 nt
Organism: Spirometra erinaceieuropaei
Lineage: Eukaryota; Metazoa; Platyhelminthes; Cestoda; Diphyllobothriidea; Diphyllobothriidae
Source: the annotation of a GenBank genome assembly
AUGCUGAGAUGUACUGACCGCCUUACUUGGUGGCCGGUUGCUGCACCCAUUCCGGCCAUCAGUGCCGAAACCGUAUCAAAGACGUUCCUGCCUCAUUGGGUGUCUCCUUUUGGAGUUCCUGCGACUGUCACCACUGACCACGGAUGCCAAUUCGAGUCCACGCUGUUUCGCGAGCUCACAUACCUUCUCGGUAGCAAUCGAAUUCGAACAACAGCAUACCACCCUCAAGCAAAUGGUCUCGUCGAAAGCUUCCAUCAGCAGCUCAAGACAUCCCUAAUGUCCCAGCCCGAUAAUUCCCAAUGGUAUGAUCACCUUCCCCUGGUGCUGCUGGCCCUACGUUCCACUCUUAAGGCCGGCAUUGGUUGUACUGAAGCUGAUAUUGUCUACAGAACCUCCAUACGACUGCCCGGGGAGUUAGUAUGUCCUUCGAGCACGCUAACGUCAGUUGAACCUUGCGGUUAUGCGGGACAGCUGCGUAGUGUCAUUCGUAAUCUCUGCGCAACGCCCCCUCGAGCGUCAGCAACCCAUUCCUUUAUCCCUCCCGACCUGGAUAAGUGCAAUUUCUUCUUGGUUUGGCAUGACGCUGUCCGACGACCACUUCGACCACCGUAUAACGGGCCGUAUAAAGUCCUUCGUCGACGUAACAAAGACGUUGUCAUUGACCGCAACCCCGAGACUAACACAGACAGCAUUGAUCAAGUAAAGCCGGCGUACAUCGACGACAGUGACCAUUCCUCCCACCAACACUGUACCCCGCCGCAAACAGUGAUGCCUCCACCUACUGGCGAUAGCCCGCCUCCAGUUCGCCGCACACAAUAUGGUCGCCACGCCCACUGA